Molecule: messenger RNA, 1230 nt
Organism: Cooperia oncophora
Lineage: Eukaryota; Metazoa; Nematoda; Chromadorea; Rhabditida; Trichostrongylidae
Source: the annotation of a GenBank genome assembly
AUGGCCACCACAGCCACAUCCGCCUACCAUGUGGCGCAGUUAAUAGAUAAAAUGAUGUCAGUCGACAAGGACUAUCGUUUUAUGGCUGUAAAUGAUUUGAUGAGAGAACUACAGACGAACAAUAUGAGACUCGAUGAUGACUCUGAAAAGAAGGUUGUACGAAUGCUUAUCCGACUUUUGGAUGACAACAAUGGUGAAGUGCAGAAUUUAGCUGUUAAAUGUCUUGGUACUGUCACACAACGAGUCAAGGAAGCUCAAGCAGAAACACUGGUAGAUGCGUUGUGUUCGAUGAUGGUUGCUGGUUCGGAAUCACUGCGCGAUGUCAGUUCCAUUGCGCUUAAAACUGUGGUUGGACACCUGCCAGUGGCAAAUACCGUAUUCGUGACGAAUCUCAUGAAGCGACUAGUACCAAAAUUGAAUGCUGCACUGGAGCAGACAAAGCCGAAUGACUCAGUUCGCCUGGAGGUAGUCGAUGUUAUUGCAGACGUGCUCACACGCUUCGGUUCUCUCAUCACUUCUGUGCAUAAAGAGACGCAGAAAGUUCUUCUUGAUCAGCUCCUGCUCGAGCGACCUGCGCUGAAGAAGAAGUCCACUAUAGCUUUGGGUGCCAUGAUGGCUGUAUGCUCACAUGAUCUAUUCAAAGACACGAUGGAUGUUUUUGUGGAAAGGUUGUCUGAUGCGAAGGGCACCCAUUCAGUCCGUACAUACGUGGUUGCCCUGACUUGUGUGGCAAAAUCUAGUGGACCACGAUUUUCGGAAUACAUCCCGAGAGUUGCCCCGAAAAUUAUCGAACAAGUUGAAGCUGCUGAUGACGACGAGCUAAAAGAAGCGUUGCUACAGUCGUUGGAGACCUUCUUAUACCGAUGCCCAAGGGAAAUGGCUGCAUAUCAGGACCAAGUACUCAAGAUUGUCACCACCGACCUCACAUACGAUCCCAAUUACUCAUAUUCCGAUGACGAAGAAGAGCAGUCCAUGGAGAUUGGUGAUGGCGACACCGACGAAGACGAUGGGGAGGACUAUUCGGAUGAUGACGAUAUGAGCUGGAAAGUGCGUCGUGCGUCAGCGAAAACAAUUGAGGCCAUGAUUGUUUCACGACGAGAUCAGCUCUCGAAUUCUGUCCAGACACUGGGCCCGUUGUUGAUUUCACGUUUACGAGAAAGAGAAGAAAAUGUGAGGAUUGACAUCUACAAUGCCUACAUUGCAAUCCUUUCGCAAGCUCGUCUUGUUGUG